Molecule: messenger RNA, 3038 nt
Organism: Taeniopygia guttata (zebra finch)
Lineage: Eukaryota; Metazoa; Chordata; Aves; Passeriformes; Estrildidae
Gene: CTBP1
Product: C-terminal binding protein 1
Biological process (GO): regulation of transcription by RNA polymerase II
Cellular component (GO): nucleus
Molecular function (GO): NAD binding; oxidoreductase activity, acting on the CH-OH group of donors, NAD or NADP as acceptor; transcription coactivator activity
Source: RefSeq, a predicted model, not a curated record
AAAACAAAGCCGUGGCGACAUCGCGUCCCAGGGCAGGUCCCGGUUUCCCUGCGCGCGGCCGAGCCAGGCUCGCCCGCCCCGCUCUGUCGUUCGUCUCGGCGCCCGCCUAGAACCAGGAGAUCGAGCCUGGGGGGCGCGGCGGCGGCGGCGGCGGCCGCUCCCCCCACGCCCCCCCCUCCGCCCCACCCCACCCCGCCCCUCCCUCCCGCGGGGGCGGGCGGGCGCGCGUGCGCGCGGCGGCGGCGGGGACGCGCCCGGCGGCGGGGGCGCGCACCGAGGCGCCGCUCAGUUCAGGGGCGCCCACGGAGCGGCCGCCAUAUGCCGCGGCUGCCGCGGCGGCUCCGAGCGGCGCUGCCCCCCGGCAUCCUCCUCGUCCUCAGCCUCCUCCUCCUCCUCCCCGCGGCGGGCGCGGACGGAGCGCGGCGCCUCCAUGGGAAGUUCGCACCUCCUGAACAAGGGCUUGCCUCUAGGCAUUCGACCUCCAAUCAUGAAUGGGCCCAUGCACCCGCGCCCCUUGGUAGCAUUGCUGGAUGGCAGGGACUGUACAGUAGAAAUGCCUAUUCUGAAGGAUGUAGCCACAGUGGCAUUUUGUGAUGCUCAGUCUACACAAGAAAUUCAUGAAAAGGUACUAAAUGAAGCAGUGGGUGCACUGAUGUAUCACACUAUAACUUUAACUCGAGAAGACCUGGAGAAAUUUAAAGCACUUCGAAUAAUUGUCCGAAUUGGCAGUGGUUUUGAUAAUAUUGACAUCAAAUCUGCUGGAGAUUUAGGGAUCGCCGUGUGUAACGUGCCAGCCGCCUCCGUAGAAGAAACGGCAGAUUCCACCAUGUGCCACAUCCUGAACCUGUACAGGAGAACCACCUGGCUGCACCAGGCCCUGCGGGAAGGCACGAGGGUACAGAGCGUGGAACAGAUUCGGGAAGUGGCCUCUGGAGCUGCCCGGAUCAGAGGGGAGACCUUGGGCAUCAUUGGAUUAGGGCGUGUUGGGCAAGCAGUAGCUCUUCGUGCCAAAGCCUUUGGCUUCAGUGUGAUUUUCUAUGACCCGUACCUCUCGGAUGGCAUGGAGCGUGCUCUGGGACUGCAGCGGGUGAGCACUUUGCAGGACCUGCUGUUCCACAGUGACUGUGUUACCCUGCACUGCAACUUGAAUGAACACAAUCAUCAUCUUAUUAAUGACUUCACCAUAAAGCAGAUGAGACAAGGGGCUUUCCUGGUCAACACAGCUCGAGGUGGGUUAGUAGACGAAAAAGCACUUGCACAGGCCCUGAAGGAAGGAAGGAUACGAGGGGCAGCCUUAGAUGUACAUGAGUCAGAACCAUUCAGCUUUAGUCAGGGCCCCUUGAAGGAUGCACCAAACCUGAUCUGUACCCCACAUGCAGCCUGGUAUAGUGAACAAGCCUCCAUUGAGAUGCGGGAGGAAGCAGCACGAGAGAUCCGAAGGGCGAUCACAGGUCGUAUUCCAGACAGUCUGAAAAACUGUGUUAACAAAGAUCACUUGACUGCAGCUACACAUUGGGCCAGUAUGGACCCUGGAGUUGUUCAUCCAGAGCUUAAUGGUGCUGCAUACAGCAGGUAUCCCCCGGGCGUUGUCAGCGUGGCUUCCACUGGCAUACCUGCAGCAGUAGAAGGAAUAGUCCCCAACCCCAUGUCUCUAUCACACGGCCUCCCUGCUGUAGCCCACCCGCCCCAUGCUCCUUCCCCCGGCCAAACUGUCAAACCAGAAGCUGAUAGAGACCACCCGAGCGACCAAUUGUAGCCAACAACAGCAUUCCCAGCGCCGGAGACUUCAGCCGCAGCGUGGAAAACAACACAACACAAAACAAAACCCUGGAUUUUGAUUAAAGGCAAAACCAUGAACUUACAGGAGGAGACGAUUAUUGGUUUAGAAACUGGUCCAAUAUACAGUAUAAAAGGAAAAGGUGGGAGACAAAAAGAAGAUUUGGAAACAUUUUUUCCUCCGUAUAAAUUGUAGUUUGUCCCUGUCCAGUGGACUGAUUCACUGUUUCUGUGUCCUAUGGGUUCUUUGUUAAGCAAGAGAAGUUAGUAGUUAAUUAUAUCAUGAAUGUACUUGUCUGUGUACAGUUUCUAGAACAUUAAAAAGGGUUUGUUUGCUUAGCUGUCAACAAGGAAAAACAUAAGGGAGGCAUUCAACAAACCAGUUUUGAGAUUAAAAAUCCUUUCUUUUAUAUUUUCAAACAUGCCCAAAAAUGAGGCAGUUGGCAAACUUCUCAGGACAAUGAAUUUUUCCCAUUUUUCUUUCUACGCCACACAGUGCAUUGUUUUUUCUACCUGCUUGUCUUAUUUUUUAGAAUAAUUUAGUAAACAAAAGAAAAACAGUUUCUCCUAAUUUUGGCAUGAGUUCCCUUAUUUCAAAAUGAAGACAACCUUGCAAAGAGAUUUUGAGGAAAAAAAAAAGGUUUUGUAUAAACGAGCAUUGUGCUUUUUGUCACCAGUUAAAGUAUAUAUUAUUGGUGGUAUCUGGAAAAGGCACUAGACUACUGAAAAGUAGCAGCAUUUCAUUGCCUACAUUGAUUCCUUCCUGGUAAUGUGGUAGGCUAGCAAUAUUUUUGGUUAAAAUCAUGUUUGUGACUGUAACCAUUUGUAUGAAUUAUUUUAAAGAAAUAAAAAUCCCAGACAAAUAUCAUAUGUGUAAAAAUUUUUAUUUCUAGUAACUGUUUAUUCAACUUUUAUUAGGUUUCUUAGCUGUAAUUUUUAAACAGAUGCUGUCAAGUAUUUCAUUUCUAGCUUUACUUUGCUCUCUGUUGUUUGUAAUACUGUCUUGGAAGCUUGAAAAAUAAAAAAAAAAUAAUUCUUUCCAUACCAUUUUUCCCUUUACAUUUCGUAAAUGUUGAUCUUUUUUCCUGUGUUUCUAAUGGAGUUUGAAAUUAAGAUGGAUUUUGAUUUGUACACCGGCAUCAUCAGCUACAAUGUGGUAACAGCAUUUAUGCCACCACUGUGGGCAGAGCAGAGGAGGUACAACAGCAACACAACAACAACAGUAAUAAUAAUAAUAAUAAAUGUCUUUUGCCGAAGUCCAA